Messenger RNA from Lycium barbarum (goji berry), 1182 nucleotides. RefSeq lists its product as uncharacterized. The coding region runs from base 201 to 746 and encodes 181 amino acids. The record is from RefSeq and is a predicted model, not a curated record. The transcript is spliced from 8 exons. Gene Ontology annotation, biological process: formation of translation preinitiation complex. NCBI's taxonomy places the organism in Eukaryota, Viridiplantae, Streptophyta, Magnoliopsida, Solanales, Solanaceae. Gene Ontology annotation, molecular function: RNA binding.
UUUUUUUUAUGUAUUCUCUCGCUUUCUCACAACGCGGUCGAAUCGAGUUACAUUAAACCCAUGAACUCUCCCUAUCAUCGUCAGUAAGUACAAGGGGUUAACCCAUAUUUUAAAAAUUGAAAACUAAAUUUCCAAAUUGGUCACUCUAUUCAUCGGCUUAAACCCUAUUAUUAUCUCUCUCUCAACAUCAGCCCGUGAAGAUGUUCAGGAAGUUUUCAAAUGAAGAAGUGUCUGGACAAAAUCAAGUCAAGGCAUCUGUGCAGCGUAGAAUUCGUCAAAGCAUUGCGGAAGAGUAUCCAUUAUUAGAGCCAGUGUUGGAAGAUUUGCUUCCAAAGAAGUCUCCGCUCAUUGUUGCAAAAUGUCAAAAUCAUCUGAAUCUAGUUGUGGUAAACAAUGUACCCCUGUUUUUCAACAUACGUGAUGGACCUUAUAUGCCUACUUUACGUCUUCUACAUCAAUAUCCCAAUAUAAUGAAAAAACUACAAGUUGACAGGGGGGCAAUUAAAUUUGUCCUCUCUGGAGCCAACAUAAUGUGUCCGGGGCUUACUUCUCCUGGGGGUGCCUUGGAUGAGGAAGUGGGAGCAGAAACUCCUGUGGCUAUUAUGGCUGAAGGGAAGCAACAUGCUCUAGCUAUUGGGUUUACAAAGAUGUCGGCAAAAGAUAUAAAGGCAAUCAAUAAGGGAAUUGGUGUGGAUAACAUGCAUUAUCUUAAUGAUGGCCUCUGGAAGAUGCAGCGACUGGAUUGAGCUCGAAUAUAAAUCAAGGCCCAUCUUUUACUAGAUGGCAAUGUUUACCUGCUGCAAAUAGCCAGACUUGCUCAUCGUUAUGCAGCUUUUAUUUCGUUUCUCUAGAUGUUAGUGAUCAAGCUGAACAAAAUUUUCUUAAAUUUAGUGAUGGCGAGGCAAAUUUUCCAGGGGAUUUAUAUAAUUUAUGAUCAGUGUUUUGGAACUGUACUCCUAUUACCUCUGCCCGCAAUGUGCGGUACACCAACUUCAACCACAUUCAGAAUCAGUCGUCACUUCACAACCAUUACUAUCAACCACCACCAAAGUUGCCACUACAGCUAGUAUUUAAGUGUGUUUCAUCAUACAGAGUUUUUACAAGACCUUGUAAAAGUACGAUUUUCUCUGCUAUUUUGUUGAGUUUUAUCUUUAUUAAUUUUUAACGAAUAGAAAUUAUACA